AUGAGUAUCUUCUCGUCCAUGUAUGAGUGUGAGCGCAAGUUGGGGCAUGCAACCGAGUUGCAGGAUCCGCAAAGUGUCAGCCUCUGUCCGUUGACGGAACGGCGUCCAAACAAGGCAAGACGCGCAUGUUUUCUGCGAAAUAUGGAUCCAAAUUUCGGAGGUAUUUUAUUGACCAUAUCGAAGAAGCAUUACCAGGUAAUCGGAAAAUUGCUGGAGUCACUUACAGUGUCACUUUCACGGCAUGUGUUGCUCAAAUCGGCUAUAAAUCGAAUAUAUCGUGUUGAUGGCACUCAAAUCUUUGAUUUGGAUGACAUUUUUGAUGGCGACAUCAUCGUUUGUUGUUGUAAGAAAGAAGCUUUUCUUGACGUUGGCUAUAAAAUGAACAAAAGCUAUGUGCAACUUCUCGGUUCCAUAAUGCGCAUGAAUGAGAAGUUCAAUGGAAAUGAAAACAACUUUCUGUCAAACAUUACAACUGAUCAGCUGCCAGAGUCGAUAACUCUUUAUAUCGCUAUAUCUCGACUUAUGUCGCAAACCAAAUGGUCGGCUAUAUUCGAGGGUUAUGGUAGAGCCAAAGGCAACUUGGCCUAUAUCGUCAAAAUGGUCGACAAGCAGCACAUGAAUGUGAGGACCAACAACACCUACUCGGAAAUUGCGAUUUUACGCAAAUUACAGAGUCAUGAAAAUAUCAUUGAUUUGUUUUAUACGGUGGAGCAAUCCAAGUAUGAUUACAUUGUGGCUGAACGUUUGAACUGUGAUCUACUUAAUUUGUUGAUAAGUAAUCCCGCUUUCGAUGAGAAAUUCGUGCAACGCAUCAUGAUCGAUGUGGCCAAGGGACUCGAGUAUAUACAUUCCUCGCAGAUAAUUCAUCGUGACAUUAAACUGGAAAAUCUGCUGGUGCAGCUUAAAACGCAAACAGAUUUACAAUCUUUGGAUAUUUCUGUGGUGAAAAUUGGCGAUUUUGGACUGGCCACGUAUUACGAGGGUCGUGACCUCUAUCAAUGGUGUGGCACACCUCACUACAUGGCUCCGGAGUUGGUCAGCUAUGCGGGCUAUGACUUUCGUGUUGACUGCUGGUCUUUGGGAGUGUCUUUAUACUUUCUGCUCUGCAAUCAGCUGCCUUAUGGCAAUGAUUGCAGUAAGCAGGAAGAAGUCCUUGAUAGCAUUCAAAAGGACUUUCAUAGCAUACCUUCCGAAUACGUGUCAAGUCUCAGCAUUGAAGCACAACAUCUCAUAAAUUCACUGUUAGACAAGUCGCGACUUUGUCGUAUAUCGGCUACAGAGAUACGCAAACAUCCUUUUCUGCAGAUCAGACAUGAAUAA
This is a messenger RNA of Drosophila innubila, 1320 nucleotides long. Its product is annotated as serine/threonine-protein kinase DCLK1. The transcript has a single exon. Bases 1 to 1320 code for a protein of 439 amino acids. NCBI's taxonomy places the organism in Eukaryota, Metazoa, Arthropoda, Insecta, Diptera, Drosophilidae. Gene Ontology annotation, molecular function: ATP binding; protein kinase activity. The record is from RefSeq and is a predicted model, not a curated record. Gene Ontology annotation, biological process: regulation of cytokinesis; mitotic cell cycle; protein phosphorylation. Gene Ontology annotation, cellular component: spindle pole; nucleus; centrosome.